Encephalitozoon hellem ATCC 50504 is the source of this 1899-nucleotide messenger RNA. RefSeq names its product acetyl-CoA synthetase. Gene Ontology annotation, biological process: acetyl-CoA biosynthetic process. Bases 1 to 1899 code for a protein of 632 amino acids. Gene Ontology annotation, molecular function: acetyl-CoA synthetase activity. The record is from RefSeq and is a predicted model, not a curated record. Lineage: Eukaryota; Fungi; Microsporidia; Unikaryonidae. The transcript has a single exon.
AUGAAUAAAGACGAAUAUGAGAAGCUGUAUAGAAGAUCUAUUGAAGACAAGGAAGGUUUCUGGGGAGAACAGGCAAGGUCGCUCCUUAAGUGGGAUAAAAUGUUUAGCGAGGUUUAUAAUAACGAUUUUGAGAAUUCAAAGUGGUUUGAUGGAGGUAUGCUGAAUGCUUGUUAUAACUGCGUUGACAGGCAUGCAGCCAGCGAUCCAGACAGGAUUGCGAUUAUAUAUGAUGGAAAUGAUGGGGAGUCUAUUCGUUACACAUUUAAGGAUGUUCUUGAUGAGGUCAUAAGGAUUUCUGCGGUGCUCAAAAGGGAAGGACUUGAGAAAGGGGACACCGUGGCUAUGUACAUGGCCAUGUCUCCGUAUGCAGUCUUUUCUGCACUUGCAUGUGCAAGGCUUGGGCUUGUCCACAAUGCUAUUUUUGGAGGCUUCAGUGCAAGUAGCGUAGCACUAAGGCUUGAUGAUUCGAAUGCCAAGCUGUUGGUUGUCCAAGAUGUCGUUGUGAGGCAGAGCUCAACCAUAAACUUUCUUGAGAACACACGAAAAGCUCUUGAAGGCAGGGCUAUACCUGUUCUGGUUUUCGAUACUCUUUUCAGUGAAGAAAAGAUCUUAGACGAAUUAGGUGGGGUUGGAGGCAGGAUCCUGGUAUGGUCGAAGGUCAUGAAAGAAAAGAACGAGUUUAUUCCUUGUGUUUCUGUCAAUGCUGAGGACAGGCUUUUCUACCUGUACACAAGCGGAAGUACGGGAAAGCCAAAGGGGAUCAUUCAUACAACCGGUGGGUACAUGGUGUAUGCAACUCUCACAUCCAAAAUAUGCUUUGAUCUUCGGAAAGAUGAUGUCUUUGCUUGCACGGCGGAUAUUGGAUGGAUCACUGGCCAUACAUACGUUAUUUAUGGCCCUUUGUCCAACGGAGUCACUACAGUGGUAUUUGGAGGAACACCAUUCUAUCCUUCGCAUCUCAGGCUUUUCAAAAUGGUUGAGAAACACAGAAUAACUCAGUUGUACACAGCACCAACUGUAAUUAGGACAUUAAGGAAGUGCUUUUCCACCAUGCCAUCAAAUCAUAAGUAUAACCUGACAUCGUUAAGAAUUCUUGGGUCUGUUGGAGAGCCUAUAAAUAGGCCUGCUUAUUUAUGGUUCAGCGAGAACUUCAACGGAUGCCCUGUAGUUGAUACGUACUGGCAAACUGAGUCUGGAGGUGUAUUGAUUGCACCUAUUCCAUAUGCUGUGGAAAGAAAGCCUGAAUGUGCCUGCCUUCCAUUUUUAGGCCAAGAAGUUAUCAUAGCAAGCUCGAGCUCAAAGGAUGGCCAAGUUGUGGAGGCAAAGCCCUAUGAGUUGGGACGCAUUCUUUUCAAGGGGUCUUGGCCUGGAAUAGCCAGGGGCAUUCUAGGAGACCCUGAGAGGUUUAGGAGGGGAUACUUUCUCUACAAGGGGUUCUAUUUUACUGGGGACGAGGGCUACAAAGACUCGUCUGGACAUAUAUGGAUUAGAGGAAGGGCUGAUGACGUAAUAAAUGUUUCUGGUCAUAGGAUCAGUACUGCAGAGGUGGAAAGUGCAGCAUGCAUGGAUCCGCAUGUGGCCGAGGCGGCAGCUAUUGCUGAGAACGAUGAAAUUACUGGGCAAGCCCUCUGCUUCUUUGUGGUGCUGAAGGACAAGGAGAUCUCUAGAGAAAAGGUGAGAGCAUCUCUGAGAGAAACAUUAAGAAAUAGAAUCGGAAAGUUUGUCAAUGCCAAAAGCGUUUACUUUUGUGAAGGAAUUCCCAAGACUGCAACUGGAAAGAUUAUGAGGAGAGUCUUGAAGAGCAUUUUGGCUGGGGACUCUCCGGGAGAUGUAUCGACCUGCACCAAUGUAGAUGUUAUUGAAGAUUUGAAGGAAAUCACCGAAUCAGAGGCAAAUUAA